CUGCACCCCGCUCUCCCGGUGGUUCCUUCCUCACUCCAGCUGAUCGGCCCUGGAUUCCCCGGUGGCUCUACCCGUCGGUGGUUGUAACCGCUGGCUUGUCCAAACGGCAAUUUAAACCGUCUUAAUUGCCACAGUCGGCGUGGCUUGUCGUGUCGGCAAGUUAUUCCUUGUCCAACGACACUGAAAGGGAUAUAUUUUCGGAGUAUUUUUCUCUGUAGUCGUUAUUAAAGGCAGGGGAUCUGAACACAAACAGGAGGCCCAAGCCCCAUCCCCGGAUUCACCUGCUACGCGGAGAGCCUCACACACAAGAGCGACAUGGGGGACACGGGCAGCGAGCGCAGCAAGCCUCCGAGUAACGUCAACGUUAUACCCCCGCGCUGCCCUUGUGGCUUUUGGGGGAGCUCACAAACCAUGAAUCUCUGCUCAAAAUGUUUUGCAGAUAUUCAGAAGAAACAGCCAGACGAGGGUUGUGCCUCAAAGGCCACAGUGAGCACUGCAGCCAGCAGCCAGGCAGACAUACUCACAAACAGCAGCAUCAGUCAGUCCCUGAUGUCAAUGCCCAAAACCUCAGAAGAACCCUCACCAGUGGAGACAGGCGUGCCAUCUCUACCUGCUCAGGAGGAAGUAUCCAGCACAGACACAGCCUUUGGCACACUCUCCACUCCCACAAAACGGCCCUUUGAAUCAGAGUCAGAGAGUGAUGUUUCUCCCGAGAAGCAAUCAAGAGUGGGAGAGGUGCCAGGGGCUGAGGAGUCUUCAUCAUCGUCAUCUUUAUCGUCAUCCUCAACUCGCAGUGGCUCCAAACAGCGGAGCCGCAGACGCUGCCAUCGUUGCCAAACCAAACUGGAGCUGGUACAGCAAGAGCUGGGCUCCUGCCGCUGUGGUUAUGUGUUCUGUAUGCUACACCGACUCCCAGAACAACAUGACUGUCUGUUUGACCACCUGGGCCGUGGCCGUCAGGAAGCUGUCCUCAAGAUGGUCAAACUGGAUCGCAAGGUGGGCCGCUCCUGCCAGCGCAUCGGGGAGGAGUGCUCUUGAACAACCUUUUGAGGGUGCUGCUGUUUUCCCAAAGGCAUCUAAGUGUUAAGAUGCUGUCUUGGCACUAACAGGGGUUUGAUUUGAUUUGUUUUUUUGUUUUUUUUUCCCAAAUUUUUGCAGGUUUUUUGGACUCAAACCUCCACUCAUUCAUUUCAAAUGGUGAUUUUCCCAGCCCCCCCUUUUUUUGUUUUGUUUUUGCAUUUGUUCGCCUGAUCAUAUCCCUGCCAUUAAGAUGCCUUUUGGGAAAUCCAACCCAGGAAUGAGAGAACAAUAACGAGGAGAGGAAAUAUAUACUUUGUACACUUUUUUUGCAAGUUCCUGAAUACAUGGGAAUGAAGGGAGAAAGAAAAUGAAUAAAAACAUGAGGAGAACGAGGAGAAUAAAUGCAAUGCUUUGUACAAACUUUCCGAAGGCCCGUUUGAGACUUUGCUCUUUACCUCAAAAAAAGAAAAAAAAAAAGACAAAGAAUGAGGAGGAGGAGGGAAUAGUUAUCCUUUGUAAACACUUUGCCCUGGCGCUGUUUAUAGACUGUGCUCUUUACCUCAAAAUCAGACAGAGCUGCUAAGUACUCUGCGCCAAGCAUGGAACCCGUGAAGCAAACCAAGCUAACCAGCUUCACCUUAAGCCAGUGUCUUACCCCCUUGACCACCCACCACCCCUAAUGCUUACCUUUAGAAACAUGCACCCGUGUACUCACUACUCAUAAGCACCACCUCAGGUUAACAGAAGAUCAGCUCGAUCUUCACCCCCGUUCCUCUGACCUUUACCCUCCCUCUUUCCACCACAUCAUACCACUGUCCUCCUAUUCUUCCCUUGUUUCCUUGAUUGUUUUGAUGUCUUUUUCUUCUCCACUGAACACAGCACUUUUGACAGAUAAGGGAAACAUGGUGGUCAGAGUUGGUGGGGGUGGGGUGAGACAUCCAUGUUCAAUGCUGACCAGAAGUGAAUGGUGCACGUCUUUCUCCACCAAGGCAUUGUUCAACAUUUCCCCCCAUUUUUCUAUCAUGAGCCACAUAGCCUGGCCUGCUGCUGAUGUUAAUCUUGUUGGGAACAAUCAACUGGUCAUCUGGAUUGGGCCCAGAUCUGUCUAAACACAGGGAUGUGAUUGAUCAAGACUUCAUCUGUUGAGGAUUAUCUCUUGCUGUCUUUCUCAUUCUGUCUCUGUUGUUAUUCCCCCCCCCCAACCUUCCCACUAUUCUGUUGUUUUGGCCCUAUUACCAUGUCAGCAUGUCUCUGUCACACCUGCGUUCCCUUUUUUUAACUACCUUUGGAUUAUGGGUGCUGGAUGAGGACAAACUUCAGGAUAACUAGACAUGACAUGACAGACACUGAGCUGUGCUUAUGAUUUAUGACUUGACGUGUCUGCAUUGUAUACACCCACAUGUUACCAUGUUGUUGCAAAUGAACACACUCACUUUUAUGUUGUAUAAAGUUCAGCUGUUGUGCACAUUGAGUACAAGUGGUCAAAAAUAGCAGAACAUUUGGUGUUGGGACUCGAGCUGAGUUGGCAGAAUGUCUCUCAGAGGUUCCUGUUUGGAAAGGUGAUGGCUGUUCUAUUCCAGCUCUGUUUAACUACUUCUCAUAAUGUCUUUUUGAAGGUCUUUGUUUCCCAUCAGCCACCACUCUGUGGAAAUGAUUUUUGUGCUAGCCUUGAAACAUUACUUCACCUGCUUCGCCUUUUAGCCCUCUCUUAUAAAUGCCGAUGUCUUUCCUUCCGUCAAUGCCCCAUCUUUUGAUUUUCAGCAAGCAUGAUGUGCUCUCUUUCAUCUUCUUCCUUCUGCCUUGCUCUUCUCUCACCUCUCCCUUUUACUGAUGACUGUUUUUCUUUAUGUUUCCCAUUCUCUCUCCCCCUCCUCUCUCUUUCUUUUAGUAAACAAGGUAAGGCUGUGGCGGCAGAUGGGGCUUGGGUGAGCAUAAUGUUGAAAGUCAAAAUCAGCACAUUAUUACUUCCUUUUCAAGUGUUUUCUGGGUGGACUAUAGAAAGAACUGAAAGAAACUGCAUAAUGAAUGAAUAUCUUCUAUCUUAAAGAAAUCCUUAUUUAACCCCCUUUUGCAUUUCAGAUAUACUCACACUUUAGUGUAGAGCUGCAUUUUUUCAGUUGUAAUGUGGUGCAAAAUGGGAAGAUGAACAUGGAAAAUUGUGUUUCUUUGUUUCCAUUGUUUUUUUUCUUUCUUUUUUUCUUCCCUUUUUGACUUUUUCUUUUGCUGAGAAAGAAUAAACUGGAUUAGACAGUG
Messenger RNA from Myripristis murdjan (pinecone soldierfish), 3273 nucleotides. RefSeq names its product AN1-type zinc finger protein 3-like. The transcript has 7 exons. Lineage: Eukaryota; Metazoa; Chordata; Actinopteri; Holocentriformes; Holocentridae. Bases 316 to 1038 code for a protein of 240 amino acids. Gene Ontology annotation, molecular function: zinc ion binding; DNA binding. The record is from RefSeq and is a predicted model, not a curated record.